AUGAAGUAUCCAUAGGAUACUACUGAGUUUAUGUUGGUCUCCAGAUAAUAUAUGAAGUGGAUCUCCUUCAAAAGCCUGCAAACUAAAGGUUGUAAGGAAUGUUCCCGUCAUACCUCAACCUAGACAACCAGUGGGUGAUUAGUCAGAGACAUGAUGGAGAGGAUGUGUGGAAUUCUGGACCAGUUCCACAGAGCUGGCCUCAGUUCUGUCCCCCUCAGUCCACCAGCACCACCCAUCUAUCCCGUUCUCAGUGUCCCUACAGUGGAGCCUACAUUAAACCACCUGUGUGGCCCCAGUCCCAAAACCCAUGGAAGUGUUGCCAAGAUGCUGGAAUAUAACUGGUACGGACAGGUACAGAGCCACUUGGAGAACUCCAAGUUCCACCUCCACCAGAGCCAGAAUCAGCAGGUUAAGCAGUACCUGACACUCGGCUCCAAGCUGGCCUCCUCGGCCGGGCAGGGCCACACUAUGCCACAUCCACACACCCCUGGCCAGCCGAUGGCCACUGUGCCAAUCGUGAGGAACGGACACAUGCCUUCUGUCAGCGACAGCAGCAAUCCCAACAGCCCUGUUACCCUGCUCAAUAUGGCCAACCAUGACAGUGAGUUUCCAAUGGAUGAAGUUAUUGAUGACCUUAUUAGUCUUGAGUCCGGUUUCAAUGAUGGAGGCUUGGAUUGCAUGGAGCCUAACAUCAUAAUGCAAAACAAUGUGUCCCUCAGUAGGAGCAUGCUGGACGUGUAUGGGGGUGAACAAGGUAUGAACGCCCCUAAUGGUGGAAUGAGUCCAUCCACAUCUAACCACACAAAGCUCACUGUUAAAAGGGAAUACACAGAACACGACACAAGGGUGAUGGCCAAAGAGAGGCAGAAAAAAGACAACCAUAAUCUGAUUGAAAGAAGGCGAAGAUACAACAUUAACUACAGGAUUAAAGAGCUGGGGACACUCAUACCAAAGUCCAAUGACCCUGACAUGCGCUGGAACAAAGGCACUAUCCUUAAGGCCUCUGUGGAGUACAUAAGGUGGCUGCAGAAGGAGCAGCAGCACGCACGAGAGCUCGAGAGCCGUCAGAAGAAGCUGGAGCAAGCUAACAGGAGACUUCUGCUGAGGAUCCAGGAGCUUGAGAUCCAAGCACGAGCACAUGGCCUUCCAAGCAUGGCUACAGCCCUCGGGACAGUCGAACUCUCCUCCCACCUCCUUAAACAACAGCAGCAACAACAACAGCAACAGCAGCAACAGCAGCAGCAACAGCAACUGUCUCCACAAGCUCAGCAGCCCCAGCAGCCACCCCUCUACCAGGAGGACCCCAACAGCGACUACCUCCAGAGGAUAGCAGUGGUGGCGACUGUGCCGUCCAUCUCUGCUUCUGCUGGGCCGCAGGACCACAUCUCCAACACUGAUGGUUGCAUCACAUUCUCCGACCCACUGUCCCACUUCACAGACUUCUUCAGUGCCACUCUCAAAGAGGAGCACCGGCUGGAUGAGAUUCUGAUAGAUGACCCACUUUCGCCGUUUGGAACUGACCCACUCCUGUCAGCCGGUUCACCUGGAGCCGCAUCCAAAGACAGCAGUCGCAGGAGCAGCUUCAGCUCUGCCGAGGGUGAUGAUCUAUAAUGGGUGCCCUCUCAAGUAACAUACUCUUGUAAUCUUGAAAUGACAAAGAAGCUUUCCUCCUUAUUGGUCGUAGCUGACAAAGUCUGAACUCUACAAACCUAAAACCUUACAUUCUUCAAAGUUCGCAGGGAAAGAGACAGCCACUGACUUCCUUCAUCUGUUUUCUUUUUUAUGUUAGUAUAGAUGAUCAGUGUGUUUCUCUGCCUCCCGGACAGACGAGAAACAGACUCAUGGGAAAAAGGGAGACAUUUAUUGGCCUUAAAAUUAAUGAUGUACAUACCAGUUUCUUUUAUCUUUUUCUGGGUAGCUAUACACUGUAACAUAUGCAAAGGUAUCACUGUAAGCCUGACACAACUGUGCUUUUUCAAGUAAAAAACUUAAAUACUACUGCUGUACUGCUGUUUCAAAGAGUUGCAGUUGGACUUGUGUGAUGUGCCUUAUUCAAACAUGACUGGUCCCAGUUUUAUUGUAAAAAGUUAUGAACAUGUUACUGAUGUAUUUACCACCAUGCCUAACAUGCCCUUAGUCAUGUCUGAGUCUUUGAGUGUUUUUGUAUUUAUAUAUGUUUUAAUCCAUGUAUUCAUAAAAAAGAUAUCUAUUGUUACCUAACACAUUUUGUUUUUUUUAUUCUUAGUAGGGGUGGGAAAAAAAUAUAAUAAACCCCUUUUUUGAUAAAAAAAAAAAAAAA
Messenger RNA from Sphaeramia orbicularis (orbiculate cardinalfish), 2299 nucleotides. It is a transcript of the gene tfec, whose product is annotated as transcription factor EC. The transcript has 10 exons. Gene Ontology annotation, biological process: regulation of transcription by RNA polymerase II. Bases 151 to 1611 code for a protein of 486 amino acids. Gene Ontology annotation, cellular component: nucleus. Gene Ontology annotation, molecular function: RNA polymerase II cis-regulatory region sequence-specific DNA binding; DNA-binding transcription factor activity, RNA polymerase II-specific; protein dimerization activity. The record is from RefSeq and is a predicted model, not a curated record. NCBI's taxonomy places the organism in Eukaryota, Metazoa, Chordata, Actinopteri, Kurtiformes, Apogonidae.